AUGCGUGUGUUUGAAGCACUUGCACGGCUUGGACUCGCGCUCCCGACGCCGAGCUCUCUGUCGAGCAACUGGCCGCUAUUCGCGUCGCUUUCGCACUAUGUAUGCACACUGGGGUGCAUUGUCGGGUACAGUGUAGCACUUACUGCGCUCUUGUACCUUGGUACAUUGUACGCCGACUUUCGGGGUAAAGUGCUGCCCGGACAACGUCAUUUUCGCAAAGACAAUGGGUUGCAAUGCAUACGUAAUUAUGUCGUCGCGCCGAUAUCGGAAGAGCUCGUAUUCCGGGCAUCAAUGCUUGCUACAAUCCAGUAUGCCGAGCCACCCGUAUCCCUCGCGUGUAAGAUAUUUGCGACACCCUUGUACUUUGGCCUCGCACAUGUGCACCAUGCUUGGGAAAUGUUUGCACUACAUGGGAAAACGCGGCAUGCAAUGCACAGUGCAUUGCUCAGCUCUGCAUUGCAGUUUGCGUACACGAUUGUGUUUGGCUGGUACGCAGACGCGCUUUUCCUGCGCACCGGCUCGGUGCUUGCGCCGUGUGCGGCGCAUAUUGUGUGCAAUGCCAUGGGACUCCCGCGGGUUGCGCGCGAUGCAAAAACGACGUCAAUCGUGUUGAGCGUCGUAGGUCUUGCUGCGUUUGCGUAUGCAUUUGGGCCGCUCACAUCUGUGGCCCUUUUUGGAGGGUAUAUGGACUGA
Messenger RNA from Malassezia vespertilionis, 693 nucleotides. RefSeq names its product CAAX prenyl protease (gene RCE1). Gene Ontology annotation, biological process: CAAX-box protein processing. The transcript has 2 exons. Lineage: Eukaryota; Fungi; Basidiomycota; Malasseziomycetes; Malasseziales; Malasseziaceae. The record is from RefSeq and is a predicted model, not a curated record. Gene Ontology annotation, cellular component: endoplasmic reticulum membrane. Bases 1 to 693 code for a protein of 230 amino acids. Gene Ontology annotation, molecular function: metalloendopeptidase activity.